Funneliformis caledonium is the source of this 2526-nucleotide messenger RNA. Lineage: Eukaryota; Fungi; Glomeromycota; Glomeromycetes; Glomerales; Glomeraceae. The record is from the annotation of a GenBank genome assembly.
AUGGAAACAAUGGAAGAUAGAAAAAGAACUUAUUCUGAACAAAGUUCGUCUUCAUCGGACAAAAGUCCUCCUCCUAAGAGACAACUUUUAUCAUCACAACAAUCAAGGCCAGGUCAAGGUGUAAAUGGUCAAGCCACCUCCUCCUCAAGUAGCUCAAAUAGUUACCAGGAUUUUGCCAAUCUGGAUAUUUCUGAUCCAAAAUGGCUCGAGUGUUAUCAAAAGGAAGCUAUUAUUCGUGCUUUGCGAGAGUAUAAACGGGAAAGUGAGCGGAUAAAUAAAUGGAACGAACAACUUAAAGAAAAGCAGAUUAAUUAUGAAGACCAUUUAAGUGUUAUCAAUAGGUGUUGGAACAAGCUUUUAAACGAUUUACGAAUGAUUAUAUCCAGAGUUGAUGAAGAUGGAAAUUUAUCGAGCUUGAUUCCUUCAGACGUGCAACUUAAAGAAUCAAAAUUCCUUGCUCAAAUAUCUCAAUUUGAGCAAGAUGAUGGAAUUAUCGAAAUUAUUGAGGAAUCAUUGACAGAAAAAUUUGGAAUUACUAAAAAAGUUAUUACCGUAUUACUAGAGAAGAUUAUUGCGUGGAUAGAACAAAGAAAUAAAUUAAUAAAAUUCUUACAAAGUGAAAAAGAUCCAAUGUUGAAGGAGAAUAAAGUAAUUCAGAGCCUUAAGAAUGAAAAUGAAAGUCUGAAUCUUCUUAAUAAGCGUAAUCAGAAGGAUCUCGAUGAAUUACAUGUACAGCAUCACACGGUAUCAUUCGAGAUGAGCACUAUUAAGUACGAACUCGAAAAAACAAAAAAUCGACUUGAGGAAGUUGAAGGACGUCUUGAGAUUACUAAGGAUGAGCUUGCACAGGCAGAAAAGCGUUUUGAUAGAUCUAAAAGUGUGACUCUUGGACUCUGGACACAUCCUGGAAGUAAUAUCUUCGGAUCGUCAUCCGCUUAUGAAAAUGAUAAGAUUAAAAACCUUCCUGAAGACCGUAUAAUAGAUUCGCAAGUUUAUCGAAGUUUACAAGUUCAAUAUUUUCAUUGUAAAGAUACUUAUGAUUAUAUGCGUACGGUUAUGGAACAGAAUAGUCGUGAAAUGGAAAAAAUGACAGCAACACGAAACUCAGCCACAAAUCAAAUACAAGAAGAAACAAAACAAACUAUAAAAGAAACUGAAGAUCAAUUGAAUAAACUUCUUUUUGAUCUAGAUCGAAUUCGUGCUCAAAGAGAUGAUGUUUCAAUGGAAGUGGAUAAAUUGAGAGCAAUGUUACCGCAAGAAUUUCGUCAAAUAUCUGCCCUAAGGGUACUCGCUAAUGAUAGAAAAACAAUAAUACGUCAGUUAAUGACAGAGAUUCAGAGGCUUAAUAUGAAGAUAGCUGCUAAUGAAGGUAAUAAGCAAGCAAUCGAUUUUUAUUGUACACCUGCAGAACCACCGGAUGUUACUUAUGAGGAAAUUCAACAAGGAAAAAAUUCAUUUGAGUUAAUAAAAAGACAAUUAUCAUAUGACCAUCAUCUACAAGAAGAACUAAAUAAAUCAGAGAAAAUAAGAAUCGAACUUCAAAGAGAAAUUGAUGAGUUAAAGAACAAUUUUGAAAUGGGAGAUUAUCACGAUAUUAUAGCUUCCAAGGCUAGGCUAAAACAAGAAGUGGAAGAAUUAAAAAGUAGGUUGGAUGAAUAUGAUGAGAAAUACGGUAUUAAAGAUCCUGGUGAUGAUCCAUUACAUAUACUUACUUCAAAGAUCGGAGAAGCCGAGAGAAAGAUUGAGAAAAUAGAAUCAGAUUGUGAUUAUCUAAAAAAAAAUGAAAAGCAGUUAUUACAAGAACUUGAAGUUUUAGGUGAUCACUGGGCACGUCAAGACCAAGAAAAUACUGUCAAAGUUUUUGAAAUUAUAGCACAUGAUGAAAGGUUGCAAAAUGCGCGAGAAUCUGAAGCAAAAGUGAAACAAAAAUUGAACUCCAUAUGGAUGGAAAAUGUUUCUUUGAAAAAACAAAAGAAUCAUUUAUCUACAGUUAUUCAAAAUCAAACGGAUCUCUUACGUCAAAAAGGUUAUCUGGAAGAGAAUCUCAAAUCACAACUGGACAAUGCCAACAAAGAACUAGGAUGUUCCAAACAAGUUGUAGAUGUACAUAAACUUAAAUUGCAUGAAUUUACACAACAGAACAAAGAUUUGAAAGAAAAGAUUGAAAGAAACAUGACUACACAUAACGAGUUGAAAAAACAACUCGAAGAAAGCAUAAAAUCAUGUGAAAAAGAAGCCCACAAGUCAAGAAGACUGGCUGAAGAAGUUGAAAUGUAUAAAAGACAAGCUGAAGAUCAUCGAAGGACACAAGUAUCAGACACGACUGAGCAACAACUAAUUCAGAAUUAUGAGAAACUACUUAAAUGUUCGUCUUGUGCUAUUCGAUUCAAAUCACAUUGCUUAUUGAAAUGUAUGCAUACAUUUUGUAAGGAAUGUCUUGAAGCACAAGAAAAAGCACGUAACCGUAAAUGUGCAAAAUGUGGACUUCCUUUUAGUAGUACCGAUAUCAAACAAUUAUUUCAUUAG